CGGACUUCAAAUCUCAAGAUUUUCCUGAAUCACAUUCAGGGACAUCACCACAAAUACCUGCGCUACUCAUGUUACAAGUGUUACAAGAUAUUCUCUAACCCAAGUGAGGUAUUGAAACACAGAAAUAAAACCCACAAGUUCCCCAAUAUGUGCAAAGGGUGCUACAGCAAUUUCCCCACUAAGGAACUAUUAAAGGAACAUACAGACAAAUAUUACAAAAAAUUAGUAAAUCAAAAAAAGUACAAGAAUUUAAGAAUAGAUAAUUCCACAUGUAGAAUAUGCUAUAAAAGUUUCAAGAACUAUGCAACCUACAAAAAUCAUUUUAUUAGUCAUCAUACAAAGCAAAGUUGCAAUAUUAUUUGUGAUAUAUGUGGUAAAAGUUUUAAAAUAAAAGGAAGUUUUACUAGUCAUGUCACAAUACAUAAAAAUUUGAAUAAAUUUCAGUGUGACAUUUGUGACCGACAUUUUAAAAGUCGACAUGGUCUAAACUAUCAUAAAAACACAUACCACAACACGGGCACGGACGCGUCAUUUAUUUGUGAUAUCUGCGGAAAACGAUUUCAAGAAAAGCAGAGAAUUAGAGACCAUAUGAUAAUCCACACAGAUAAACUUUCACAUCCUUGUACUAUGUGCGAUAAAAAGUUUCGUAGAAGAUCAAAUUUGAAAAACCAUAUGGUACAGCAUACUGGCGCGAGACAAUAUUCUUGUAAUAUAUGCUUUAAAGACUUUGCGAACCUCUCCAAUCGGAACAAACAUGUGAGACGGAAACACGGUAUUGAAUUGGCAAGAAAGAGACGUCAGAAAACAGAGGCCAACCAAGUAAAAGUCACAGAAGCAGCAAAUAAUAAUAUUGAAGACCAGACGAAUAAUGACAUGUUAUCUUAUAGCUAGCUAUAGGAAAUGUAAAUUAUCUAAUAACUGAUCUCAUAAAGAUCUCAAAAAAAGCAGCGUCUAUGAAAAUCAUCCAUGAUUCCAUGAAUAAUAUAAUAGACCAUAACUAAGGGGUCACAAGCACGCUAUCAGUUCUGGUCAAAACCAUAGCCGGACGGGCCAGGAGCCUGCAGUAUAUUACAAUAACAUUUUAUAAGGCAGGAGUGGGGCGGGAUACUACUGAUUUAUUGUUUUGUUACCAAUGAAAGAGAUAAAUAAUACCAAAGAAUUAUAUUUACAAGAAAACGAGAAUUACAAGUAAACCCUUUGAAAGACCUUUGGAAAACAAUAAUAAUUGAUUUUGGGAGGUUCUAUGUGAUUCGGUGUUUGCUCCACAGUCACACUGCUGUGCACACUUUAGCUGUAUGGAGUUUAUGUCUAAAAUUUAGAUCGAUUCAGAGGUAUCGAGUUCUAUAUCGGUUAUUAGAUUCAGCAGCUUCGGUUCUUCUCUGACUGCCUCGUUAACCGACUGGUCGCAAGUGCGACUGCCGGGCAAGGGGU
Messenger RNA from Spodoptera litura, 1431 nucleotides. The record is from RefSeq and is a predicted model, not a curated record. NCBI's taxonomy places the organism in Eukaryota, Metazoa, Arthropoda, Insecta, Lepidoptera, Noctuidae.